This is a messenger RNA of Trichobilharzia regenti, 1557 nucleotides long. Lineage: Eukaryota; Metazoa; Platyhelminthes; Trematoda; Strigeidida; Schistosomatidae. The record is from the annotation of a GenBank genome assembly.
AUGGGCGGUAGAGUAACUAAAGAUCUUGAGUUGAUUGGUGCCAGAGGAUUGGUGAUAGAUAUACUCAAUGAGUUCGCACGUCGUCUUGAAUUUAGCUAUCGACUAUUCCUCCCACCGGAUGGAGAAUAUGGAGCGAAAAUAUCAAACACAACAUGGAGUGGAAUGAUUGGUGAAUUACUGGCCAAGAGAACUGAUAUUAUAGCAGCCCCACUAUUCGUAAACGAAGAACGAUCAGGAUAUGUGUAUUAUGUUGGACCGUUUAUGGAAGAUACAAUGGGUAUUCUGAUUAAAGUUCCUGAUCAAAAUGAAGAAUUGUUCCAAAUGUUUCUGCCUUUUCGUUAUGAUAUAUGGCUGUGCUUGGUUGCUUCAGUAUUCAUUGCAGCCUUGGCAAUUACACUAUUCAGCAUUAUAAGUCCGUUUAGUGCCUGGAAUUUAGCCUUACCUGGAGCCACAUCUGAUGAAGUUUCAAUAUACCACAGUAUCUGGUUUAAAGUCGGUGGUAUGCUAAUGCAAGGACAAGAACUACGAGCCAUCGCUGGUUCUGCAAGGACAGCUAAUUUGACAGCAUUUUUAACCAGAAAUGUUGUACAAAUUCCUAUUUCGUCGUUGGAUGAUUGUGCCAAUUCAGGAUAUACAGUGGCUGCCAUAGAAUACAGUGGACUGAAGAAAAUGUUCGAGCGUGGAAUCGGAAAUCCAGUUUACUCAAAGAUAUAUGAAAAAAUCACCAAGAAUGAUGUUGAUAUCACUUCUCUGAAACAAAGUGUUGAGUUUGUACGCAAUAGUACAUCGAAUGUGUUUUUGGGUAACAGGAUAUCAUUACUACACUAUCCAUAUGAUGGAACGGAUACCCUGGAUGUUGUUGAAGUGAAAGACAUUGUUAUCCCACUUUCAUUCGCUGUUAGAUUAGACGAAGAGUAUGCCAGCUUAAUGUUGAACUUCAUGUCGACACUGAGAGAAAGAGGGGUAAUCGAUCAUUUACUCGAAAAAUGGGAUGUGGAAAAGGCGAAAAUUGUUGCUAACACAGCCUCGUACAAUGCAGUAACACUUCGUAAUAUAUCUGGUGCAGUUAAAGUCUUGUCUGUAUUUAUUGUGGUCAGUUUAAUAGUCCUGGUUAUUGAAAAGUUAUGGUAUAAACGUUCGCUGAAUAAAGCAAGACUCAAUCCAAAGUGUAAAGAAAAAGAUGAAGAAGAAUGUCAUCCUGGGAUAUGGCGACGUUUUACUCAUCCUUCAGCUGACCUAGCAAAACCAAAAUUAGAUCUAUCACGGAAUCCUACACUAAAACAGUUAACAUAUGCUGGUCAUAGAAGAGCGUCAGCAGCUUACGAUGCUACUAUAAUCACUGUCGACCACCAUCAUACGGAAUCAUCAGAUGUUGAUUAGAGGUGUCGGGAUGGACAGCGUGUUUAUAUGAUAUGAUGGAAGAAUGCUUACUAACAACCACCAUGUGCUGUCAGAUUGAAAGAACAGUGACGAAUAACCAACCAAUCAAGAAUUAAUGCCGUAAAUUUUAUUUAAAUUAGUAUUGAAAUACCGUGGAACUGACCAAACUGUUCCUUU